CUUCACUUACCACUACUGCUUCUCAGCUCAUGAAGCCGCCGCCGUCGCCGCCGCUGACACUCGUCGCCGUCGCCGUCGCCGUCGUCGUCGUGUCGUGCCUCUUCCAUGGCUCAGCUGCAUCCGGCGAGCCGCGGUUCACCUCCAUCUUCAGCUUCGGGAGCUCCUACUCCGACACCGGCAACUUCGUCCUCCAGUCGGCUGGCUUCCCCGCCAUCCCGUUCAACCACUCCCCCUACGGCGACACCUUCUUCCGCCGCCCCACCGGCCGCCCCUCCGACGGCCGCCUCCCCAUCGACUUCAUCGCGGAGGCGCUAGGUCUCCCUCUCCUGCCGCCGUGCAUGGCGAAGGGGCGGGACUUUGGUGGCGGCGCCAACUUCGCCAUCGUCGGCGGCACGGCGCUGGACGUCGGGUUCUUCCUCCGGCACAACGCCGCCAGCGUGCCGCCGUUCCGGAGCUCCCUCCGCGUGCAGAUCGGGUGGUUCCGGAGCCUCCUCGCUCAGACGCUCCGCCGCAACGCCACCGCGGCGGAGCGCAGGGAGCGCCUCGCCACGUCGCUGUUCGUCGUCGGCGAGUUCGGCGGCACCGACUACAGGUACCUCCUCUCCGCCGGCAAGAGCCUCGAGCAGGCCAAGUCCUACGUGCCGGUGGUCAUGCGAGCCAUCUGCAGAAGCGUCGAGAGGCUCGUGGAGGACGGAGCGAGGUACGUGGUGGUGGUCGGGACGCCGCCGGCGGGGUGCAUGCCGAUGGAACUGACCAAGUACGCUCCGGCGGCGGCGGCGGCGAACGCGUCGACGGCGUACGAUCGCCGGACGGGGUGCCUCCGGCGGCUCAACGGCCUGGCUGAGUACCACAACUGGAUGCUCCAGGAGGCCGUGGGGCGCAUGCGAGGCAAGUACCCGGGGACGAAGCUCGUCUACGCCGACUUCUACAGGCCGGUGGCGAGCCUCGUCCGCCGUCCGGCCAAGUUCGGUUUCGCGCAGCAACCUCUGAAAGCGUGCUGCGGCGGAGGCGGAGCGUACAACUACAACCCUGCAGCGGCGUGCGGCUCGCCGGGCGCGUCCGCCUGCAGCGACCCAUCGGCGUACGUGAACUGGGACGGCGUCCACCUCACCGACGCCGCCUACAAGCACGUCGCCGGCGGCUGGCUCGACGGCGCCUACGCCUACCCGUCUAUUCUUAGCCUCCUGCCCACCCAAUAAAUAGCUGUUGAGAUUGAUUUUGAAAUGGACUUUAGUGACCCGUCUAUUCGGCGAUCAAUUUAUAGAUUUUGAAUCGAUUAUAUUCUCAGUCUAAACAUCUGAUUAGCUCUAAAACCGGUGAAAUGAUUAAAAUAUCAGUAAAAAAAUAUUUAU
Molecule: messenger RNA, 1352 nt
Organism: Oryza brachyantha (malo sina)
Lineage: Eukaryota; Viridiplantae; Streptophyta; Magnoliopsida; Poales; Poaceae
Product: GDSL esterase/lipase At5g45910-like
Exons: 4
Coding region: 30-1199 (389 amino acids)
Molecular function (GO): hydrolase activity, acting on ester bonds
Source: RefSeq, a predicted model, not a curated record